Linum trigynum is the source of this 5256-nucleotide messenger RNA. Lineage: Eukaryota; Viridiplantae; Streptophyta; Magnoliopsida; Malpighiales; Linaceae. The record is from the annotation of a GenBank genome assembly.
CUGAAAUAAACUCGAUAAAGGAGAAACAUUAUUGAGUAUUGACAUAAGAUGUUGGUGGGCAUAUAUCCACUUUGCAUUGACAGGCAAAGUGGACAUUUGCUAGUGCGGCAGGCAGCUGUUAGCUAGAGGGUAUGCAUUCGACGGCGGAUUAUGCCUGAACAGAGGAUGGGACAAAGAAGAGUUAGUCAAGGACAAAGUAUAUGCCCCAAUGCCUUUGUGAGUUGAGUUUUUAACUCCGCAGGCAGUCCACAGACAAGGAAGGACAAAAUGCCAGAACAGACUUUAUGGAAAUAAUUAAGCUUUGGUUGGAUCGGAUUUUUGGUUCUUUAGGAACAGAGCGUUGGUGUCACAGUCAGUCACGGUGCAAGCAAUAGAUACUCAUGCUCCCUAUGGAGAACACGCGUCCAAUUUUAUUUUAUGGACUGAUCGAUGGAGUGCUUUUAUGAACAUAUAUAUGGGCAGGCGAGAUCGAUCUGUAUACAAUACAUGUAUCUAUGUUCAGUGCCCACAGCUAGCAACUAUAGCCAAGCCACUGGUGUAGUGUUAGCAUGUUGGGUGGAGCAGGGGAGGAUCAGGGGAGGAGUGGUGACAAAUUAGAUGAGGAUUGUUGUUACGGUAUGGAGGAUACUGCAGAGGAAGGGGUGGCGUGGAGACUAAACCUGGAUGAUUACGACUUGAAAAUUAUCAAGGUAAUGGCGGCAGCGGCGGCGGACGAUCUCUAUGUCCGGUCUACUCGGCCUUGUUUCGGUAUCUCUGCAUUUCCACCAAGUAUGUAGCUGUAACUAUACCUAUACUCUCUUCUCUCUCUCUCUGUAACUUUGUUAUUUUGUUGGUCUAUCUAAGUUUUCUCUAAAUGCUUUCAUAUUGCAUACGCACUCAUGGUCAUGGACGUGGGAUUGUUUGAAUUGAAGGCAUAUAUUAUGCAGCUGCCUGCACUGCAGGCUGCUGCAUGCUGCACUUGGUUGUGGAAAAGAAAAGACGACCCCCAAAAGGCAAUUAGGAUUUAGAACCAACCAAUUUGGAUGGAUCCACGUCAUGGUCCAUUAUGUGAACCCUUUUUAUCCUUUCCGACAGUGAAAGAAAGAACUCAAGUAAAGCACGUUACGUAAUAGAAUGAUUAAUAUAGCGCUUGCGGAUUAGGUAUGCUCCCAAUCCCUCCCACUUCUUUCUAGAAGCCAGUAGCAGCAGUAGUGGGGUAGUUGAAUUGGUAGCUCUUCCAACACAAAAGAAAAGGCAGUAGCAGUACGUAAUAGGCUUCAGCUUUCGGCUAGUGUGUGUCUGUCCUGCUAGUGCUUUCCUUCCUGCCUCGGCUCGGAGAUUAUUAUUUACUCAAUUGAAUUUCCUAACUAAUAUAAUAAUGACGAUCUAACCGGGGGAAAAAUCUCAAACUCUCUUAGGUGCUAGUACCGAAUAUAUUGAUUGAGCAUGAAUACUGCCGACAAUUCAUAUGCGCAAUCAAUUUGGGUUUUUUCUUAGUUGCUUUUGCUAAUAAACAAUUCGAGACAAGGCCUGGAUGGACCGGACCGGACCGGACCAUCUUUCGUUUCCUUUCUUUGUCGCGAGGAAGAGAUGCGUAUCGUAUAUAUUGAUCACUCAUGGAUUAGCGAGUACUAUAGAUAGAAGGCUGUCAAACCAUCCCUCCUUCCCCUUUUCAUCACUAAAACAGACAAGUCGCAAAUUAAGUAGGCGAGACGAGAGGCAGAGAGAAGAUUAAUUGAGGAUGGUGGGUUCACGCACACCUAGUCCUCGCAUAGAUUCGUUUGACUACAGAAUUGAGCUUUUGUCCCCUCCUCCGCCGGGAGAGAGUGUCGCCGCCGUACCAUCAUGGCGCCUAGACAUCGACAAGUUCCAGUUGCCGUCCCAUCCUCAACGGCAGCAGAGGCAGAGUCGGAGGCAGAGCCGCUCUGUCUCUGAGAAUUGCAAUAUUCCAUCUUUUCUUGCACUAUUUAUGAACAAGGAAAGGGAGGUUGCCCAAUACUACAGGGCCCAGCAAAACCUUCUCAAGGAGUUCAACGAAGUGGACUCUUUUGCCGAGAUGGGUGUUCUGCCUGGGGAAUUGACUGAGAAGGAACUGAAACAAGUGGCAAGAGGGGAGAAAUUGGCAAUCUAUGCGUCGAACGUGGCGAAUUUGGUGUUGUUCGCGGCCAAGGUGUAUGCAUCAGUGGAGAGCAGAUCGAUGGCGGUGAUAGCUUCGACGGUGGACUCUUUCUUGGACCUCAUGUCUGGCUUCAUUCUCUGGUUCACUGAUCAUGCCAUGAGAAAGCCCAAUCAGUAUCGGUACCCGAUUGGAAAGCAGAGGAUGCAACCCGUGGGGAUAGUGGUUUUCGCCUCAGUAAUGGCUACUUUGGGGCUUCAAAUCAUCUUCGAAUCUGGGAGGGAACUCAUCGCAAAGGCUAAACCAGAGGAUGACCCUAACAAAGUGAACUGGAUGAUUGGGAUCAUGGCAUCAGUCACUCUGAUAAAAUUUGGGCUCACCGUAUAUUGCCGCCGAUUCCAGAACGAAAUUGUGAGGGCCUACGCGCAAGACCAUUUCUUUGACGUCAUCACCAACUCAAUCGGUCUAGCAGCUGCUAUAUUGUCCAUCAAAUUCUACUGGUUUUUAGACCCACUUGGAGCCAUUCUUAUAGCGGUGUACACAAUUUGGAAUUGGUCAGGAACAGUGAUGGAGAACGUGGGGUCAUUGAUAGGAAGAACUGCGCCACCGGAGUACUUGGCAAAGCUCAUAUAUCUGAUAUGGAACCACCACAAGGAGAUCAAGCACAUUGACACUGUAAGGGCCUAUACGUUUGGCUGUCACUACUUUGUGGAGGCAGACAUAGUGUUGCCCGCAGACAUGUCUCUGUGCGAGGCACAUAACAUAGGGGAGACACUCCAAGAGAAGAUGGAGCGACUCCCAGAAGUGGAACGAGCUUUCGUCCAUGUCGAUUUCGAGUUCACCCAUCAACCAGAGCAUAACCCAAAGCGAUUGACAUCCAAAUGAUGAUGUCUCUCCCAUACAAGAGGAAUUAACGUGUAACUUUGUUGUUCUUGCUAAUAUAUUGAAUCAAUAUUAAUGUAACACUAAGUUGAAGGAAAUCACAGAACACUCAUAACUUGUGUUUGGAGGGCUUAGGACACACGCAUCAAUAACUGAUGCAUUUCUCUCGUGUGAGUUAAUAAUGCUCCAUCAUGUGUCAUUCAACACGACACACAAAGCAGAUAAAUGUGGAAAGGUGGGAAGCUAAGCUACUGGUCGAAUAGGUCUAGUAACAAAUACUCUCAUCCCACGGAGCAGUUAGCAUGACUACCCUCUUAAGGGGUUUGAUUUUUGACACCCCUCUUAGAUACCAUCCAUCUAAUCCAAUGGUAAGGAUUAAUCACCUAUUUUUUUAAACAUUAGUUACAUAAUUAAUUUCUCUCACCACGUUGGAAAAGGAAAAGGAAAAGGAUCUGGGGAAAAACGGUUUCCACCCCCAAUUCGAAACCCUUUUCUUCUCCCCCCCCCCCUUUUUUCUCUCCCUUUCGUUUCCUCCUCUCUCCCUCGAUCCCCUCUUCCCCUGCUCGCCGUCGCCUCUUCACAGUCACAGUCCACAUCACCCUCCGUCCCACAUCCUCCGUCGUGGGCUAUGUCUUAGAUGGUGAUUGUCGCUGUUCUUCGAGCAACGCCAAGCUUGUCGUAACUCUCCAUCUCCUUCCACAAGCUUGGCACUGUGAAGGGAUCGACAGAGAAGACGAUGACCCUCCUCACAUUCCCGGCAAAGAUGACGACCCGUCUCCCCUUCCUACACUGGCCAUCCUCCCCUUCCCGGCGACGACGACGACGAAGAAUCUGAGGUAGCUCUCUCUAUCCCACUAUCUCUCUCUACCAUACCCAGAUCUGGGUUUUUGGUGCGGAACUGGUAUUGAUGCCAGUGAACUGGUAGUUUAUGAUUAUACUCAUAUGUGAGUAUUGGUAUUGAUACCAGUGUACUGGUAGUUUAUCAUUAUCCUGGAUUUUUCUAGAUUUGUGAUUUUUAACUAUUCCUUAUCAGUCUAGUUUUUCUCUCUCAUACCCACUAAGAUCUGGGUUUUUUCUUGUGGUAAUGUUACCACUAUAAUGAUAAUUGUAGGGUCUGAGUUAUUGUUGAAUAUUAUCAAUGUUAAACUUUUUAUUCCAGUGGUAUUUGUACCAGUGAAGUGAUGUGUCUUACCAGUCUAGUGGUAUUUCUACCAGUGAAGUGAUAUGCCUUACCAGUGCAGUGGUACUUCUUGCAGGUGCUCGGAGGGAGUCAGCAGGUGCAAAAAUGUACUGGUAAUUCUACCAUUGUAGUGAUAGUUGUCUUACUUAUUGACUCGUAUUUCUAUCACUGCAUUGAUAGUGCUAAUUAUUGUCUAGAUAACUGGCCAGGACGAAGAGACUGUAUCCUUGAGUGCCUACUGCCUAGAGGGAAGAGGCCUGGAAGCUAUGUGUUUUUGUAAUGAAGAAAAUGGGUUAGACCAUGACCAUUUCUCGAGUGCGGGUACCAGCAAGAAGCGAUUUCGUGAAAUGCAGGAUAAUGGACAACAAAUUAGGGGGAAGAGGAAACAUACUGAUUAUCUUAGAGGCAAGAAGUGCAGCCUCAACUCUAUAAUUCAAAUUAUGUUUUCCAUUGCAUUACCCAAGUGACCCAGGCAUCAUUCUACACCUGAUUUGUCGUUAUUUAGGCUCCGCACAAACAAUAUUCUAGCGACUUCAUUUUUGUUUAUUACAUUGGCUGGAUUCCAUUUCCCUAUUUUGAGAACACAUUCUUCUCCGCGGUUAGUGGUGAUACUAAUGGAAUGUUGCUUGUUUGUUUACGUAUCAGAUUGGUUGUACAUAUAUACUUUCAGUAGUACACAUAUCUGUUAAGUGGUUCAUGUAUCGGUGCAAUUAUAUGUGUGUCAGUUCACUGGUAUAUCUAUCAGUUCAGUGAUACAUGUACCAUUUCAAUGGUACCACCCCAAAAUAUAUCUAACACUACAAUGAGAACAUUUAGGAUGUGUUUCGAUUUUGCUAAUGAUACGAGUACAUUAUAUCUAACACUGCAAGUGGGUGGUCACAUUUUGGUAUGAAAAGUAUGACUUGAAUAGUUGCACGGUUACUUGUAUCAGGUUACCACUUCAGUGGUACAUGUAUCAAUUCAUUGGUAUAUGUACCAGAUCAGUGGUACAUGUUCACGACAGUGUUGUCGCUUGCUAGACUCUAUAGGGUUGCACUUCACGACAGGGAGCGACAAAAAACGACGUGUGGUUCAGAGGAUAUAAAGGCUAUACUUGAUU